UGUGCCUGAAAAAUGGGAGAAACUAUCUAGUAGUUCACUUACUCCCCGUUGGUGGGGCCAGUUUAUCGCCUGCGCACCCUUACGUGAUUUCUGAUCUAUUCUCAAUGCUGAUUUAUCUGAAUUUAUAGGGUGUUGUCUGUUUUGUCUAUUAGAUGCUAUUUGAUGCUAUUACAAUCUAUUAUGGUCUGUUAUAUGAAAACGAUAUGGAAUAAUUAAAACAACAUAUAUAAAGUAAUCAAUGAUCGAUAACAAUAUUUAUGAUACACAUUACCUAAAAGUUUGGAAAGAAAUUGUAUUUGAUUUAGUAAAAUGAGUAAAACACCAAUAAUGGUUUUGCAAGAAUUCACUAUAAAACAAGGUGAAUUACCUCAUUAUACAGAAAUAUCUUCUGGUCUUAACAAUGGAAAAAAUCAAUUUACUAUCGAAGUUAAAUGGAAAAAUUAUUAUUAUAAAGGUAUAGGAACCACCAAAAAAGAAGCCAAACAAAAUGCUGCAAAGGGAAUACUAUUGUUAUUAAUACAGUUAAAAGAAAUUUCAGAAGAUAUAUUAUCAUUGAUUCAGACAACUCAAUUGUCUAAUAUAAUUGUACCAUCUACAAAUACUAUCGUUGACCAAGUAGUGGAUGUACCUGUCCCUGCAACUAAUUUAGAUAGCACAUCUAAUAGUUUAAGUAUCUCUAAUGCGGAUGUUUGUAGUUCAGAACAAAAUGAAAUCACGAACUAUGUGGGAUAUCUACAAGAAUAUUGUAAAGCAAAUAACGUGCCCGAUCCUUGUUAUGCCCUUGUUGCUACAACUGGACCAUCUCACCAUACUAUGUUUACCAUGAGUUGUACCGUAGCUUCUACAUACAAAGAAGCAUCUGGAAAUAAAAAAAAAAUUGCCAAACAAGGAGCAGCAAAACAAGUCUUUGAAUAUUUAACAAGAAAUAAUAAUAACAAAAAAUUAAAAACAUAUGUAGAUGAAUUAAGUGUAGGAAUUAAAGAUAUGGAAGUGGAUGAGGUUAUCGGUUCCAAAACAAAAAAGGCAAUAGAAAUAUACAGAAAUCUGAAAUCUGUGCCUAUUUUGCUUCAAGACAAGGCACAGAUUAAGGAUUAUCACAAUAUAUUAACUAAUUUUUUCUGUAACAUUUCACAAGUACAAAAAGAUUCUUUGACAGACAUAUAUAAAGCUGAUGGAUAUUAUUCAAGUGACUUGAACAAUUUAAAAAGCAUUAUUUAUGACACGCUGAAAAUACCUUUAAAAAGAAUUACGUUUACAACAAACAAAAAUAUGUAUGCGAUCGGACUCGGGUUACAUACUGCUCCUAUGAUAUUUCAAAUAGGUACAGGUAUAACAGCAGAAGAAGCUGAAAAACAAACCCUACGUAAGCUCGUUGAACAUAUGUUUUUAUAUUUCAAAUAACAUAUAUGAAAAUGUUUUUCUAUGUAUAAAGGUAAAUCUAAACAUCAUACCGAUAGAACUACACCAUAAUUUCUUAUAGUACUAUGUUGGCCAGAGGAUUUCUCAAAUACAACAGCUUUGAUUCAGUUUG
Hylaeus volcanicus is the source of this 1531-nucleotide messenger RNA. Its product is annotated as RISC-loading complex subunit tarbp2-like. The record is from RefSeq and is a predicted model, not a curated record. Lineage: Eukaryota; Metazoa; Arthropoda; Insecta; Hymenoptera; Colletidae. Bases 310 to 1401 code for a protein of 363 amino acids. The transcript is spliced from 3 exons.